Exophiala aquamarina CBS 119918 is the source of this 1545-nucleotide messenger RNA. RefSeq lists its product as uncharacterized. Bases 1 to 1545 code for a protein of 514 amino acids. NCBI's taxonomy places the organism in Eukaryota, Fungi, Ascomycota, Eurotiomycetes, Chaetothyriales, Herpotrichiellaceae. Gene Ontology annotation, molecular function: UDP-glycosyltransferase activity. The transcript is spliced from 3 exons. The record is from RefSeq and is a predicted model, not a curated record.
AUGGCAGUGCACAGGCGGAGAAUCCUGUUCUUCACGAAUAGCGACUUCGGCCAAGCAAAUGUCGUUCUUGCUUCGGUUUAUGCCAUGAUGCACGUUGCGACGGAUCUUGAGAUACAUAUUGCGUCCUUCCACCCACUUGAGGGGGCUGUGCGCGAGUUAUCAGACAAGGCUGUGAAACAGAAUCCGCCUAAGAUGGAGCAAGAACGGGUUAUCUUCCAUGGAAUUGAUGGUCUGUCACAGUUCGACGCAGCCAAACGUCCGGAAGUGGGUGUAUUGGAGGCAUACGAUUUGACGCCGGGCUUGGUGAAUUCGGCACGCAAUAUCCUCAUCAUACCAGGAAUUAUGUUACCUUGGGAACCUCAUGAGUUCGGUGCCAUCUACCUCCAGGCUGAGAAGAUCCUCAGUGAUGUCAACCCUGAUAUCACCGUGGUCGAUCCGCUUUUUGCACCUGGCUUGACGUUGUGCCAAUAUCUUGACAUUAACUGGAUCGUGCUAGCACCCAAUACAAUCAAGGACUUUGCUGUACCCCUACAGCCAGGGCUCGCUAUGCUGUGGAAAUAUCCCAUUGUGUGCGCUGCGCUCCCAUUUCCUCUUCCUAUACAACUCAUUCCUUACAAUAUCCUCCUCGUUCUGGUGGCAGGAUAUAUGCUUCUAACAGAUCAGAGACUGAAGAGAACCUCACAGUAUAUCCAUAAAGAAAUCAGUCCGGCUACAAAUAUCAUGACUGCCAACGAACUCGGUGUGCUCAAACCGGCUCCGCCAGGUUUACGGAUCCUUGCUGCCAGUAGUCCAGAACUCGACUACCCAUUCACAGUUUUACCUAAGCACGUUGUCCAUUGUGGGCCGAUCAUACGCGCGGCUCCCAGCAUAGGCAGCUCUGACCCUUCUCUGGAACAGUGGCUGAAGAAAGGACCGACUGUGUAUGUCAACUUGGGCACGCACUUGAAAAUGAAUGUCUCGGAGGCUGCGGAGAUGGCCAAAGCAUUUCGAGAUCUGCUGAGCCACGCUCAGGCGGCAGGCUUUGAGGAAUGGCGGAAAUUGCAGAUCCUGUGGAAACUACAGCGAAAGCCCCCUGCUGAUACUGAACUUGAACCCAACGAUUUCUCGGGCGCCUGGUCGAGCGUUUGCAACACGCUAGGCCCGGAGAUGGAUGCAGAUCGUGUCCGGAUCACGAAUUGGAUCACUGCCGAGCCCUUCUCCGUACUUGAUUCUGGCCAUGUGGUCUGUUCCGUGCAUCACGGUGGUGCGAAUUCCUUCAACGAAUCAAUAUGUGCUGGAGUGCCACAAGUCCUUCUCCCGGCAUGGGCGGACUGCUAUGAUUUUGGGAACCGUGUCGAAAUAUUGGGCGUCGGCCAAUGGGCGAACAAGAAAGCAAAACCUCGAUGGGAGGGGGGUGAGCUAGCCCAGUCACUGAUAGAAACUUUGCUAGGACCCAAAGCGGAGGAGAUUCGCAGGCGCGCAAGAGAUCUUGCCGCGCGUUUCCCUGCCAACACUGGCCGUGAAAGAGCGGCAAGCGAGAUAUUGUCAGCAAUAAAGACAGUUUAA